CCCUCUCUCUCUCUAAAAUCUCUUCAACAAGAGCACUUUAUUCCCUUGAACUCACCCUAAAAAGAAGACGAUCCUACCACGAUCCUCCUUGUGUUCAGAAACCAACACCCGCUACCUUUAUCUCUCUCUCUCUCUAACCUUGUUUUGAAAAACUUCUCCAUCCUAUCUAGAAUUUUUACACAGAGCCAAAGACCUUCUUUUGCUCUUGUUUUUCCCACAUAACCCUAUUCCUGUUUUUGCUUGAAUAUCAACAUUUUCUUAUAAAAACAGUGGUGAGUUUUCUGAUAAAAUUAUAACAUUUAAGUCAAAAUGGCAUCGUCACCUUCGGAGCUGAGCCUGGACUACAAGCCCCACAGCUACUCCAUGCUCCUCAAAUCCUUUGGGGACCUGCAGGCGACUCACCUCCACGACCAGUCUCAGACUCAGAAGCUGGAAGAGUUCCUCUCCCGCCUCGAAGAAGAACGUCUCAAAAUCGACGCUUUCAAGCGCGAGCUUCCUCUUUCCAUGCAACUCCUCACCACUGCUGUGGAGGCUUCAAGGCAGCAGCUACAGGCAUAUAGAACAAACAAUAUUCAAGGCCAAAACAGGCCCGUGCUUGAAGAGUUCAUACCCCUAAAGCAUUCAAACUCUGAAGGCUCAGAAAAACCUACCAACGCUACUUCUGAUAAGGCAAACUGGAUGACCUCCGCCCAACUUUGGAGCCAAGCAACUGAUCAUAACCCUAAUGCAACGUCUAAACCCCAAUCCACCAUAACAACUGGCCCUAAAGAAACCGAUAUCGGGUUCAGCGUCAGCCCCAAACUAGGGUUUGAAAACAAGCAGCACAGAUCGUACGGUGGAGGAGCUUUCCUUCCGUUUUCGAAAGACCGCAGCCCUACUUUGCGGCCUCUUCCGGAACUCGCUCUCGCCUCUCCAGAAAACAAUAAAUCAGAGAUAGUAUUGGAGGACAAGACUAAUCAUCUUGAGAAUGGAAAUAUUAAUUCAUCAUCAGCUGCUGGGAAUUGUAAUGAACAAGGUAAAUUAUUGGGAGCUGGUGGAAUUAAUAAUAGCUCGGAGGGACAAAAUGGACAAGCAACAAUUACAGCCGGCGCCGGCGCCACCACCACCACAACUCAAACCCAUAGAAAGGCACGGAGGUGUUGGUCUCCGGACUUGCACCGCAGAUUCGUCAAUGCCCUUCAAAUGCUUGGUGGUUCUCAAGUGGCGACCCCAAAACAGAUCAGAGAGCUGAUGAAGGUUGACGGUUUGACCAAUGAUGAAGUUAAAAGUCAUCUGCAGAAGUACAGGCUCCACACAAGGCGACCGAGCCCAAGCCCCCAAGCAGGCGGAGGACCAACGCCACAGCUAGUAGUGUUAGGCGGCAUCUGGGUGCAGCCGGAGUACGCCACUGCAGCCCACAACGGUUCUGCGGCUCUUUACAGCCCGCAGCCGGGCUCCCAUGCACCACCGCACUACUGCGCCACCCCAAUGCCGCAAGACUUCUACGCCACGCCGCAGCAGCUGCACCACCACACUCUCCAACACCAGCUCCACGUGUACCGAACGUCCACCGUCUCCCACACCCAGAGCUCCCCGGAAUCCGACGGCCGUGGGGCCGGAGACAGGUCAGGGAGCAUUGAGGACGGAAAGUCGGAGAGCGGCAGCUGGAAGGGGACUGAGAAUGGUGAUCAUGUUCAUAUGAACGGUGGAGAUCAGAGAAACGGAGGGUUGACUGCACGGCGGUCGGAAGACGGUGAGGACAGUAACGGAAGUCAGAUCACGCUCAAGUUCUAACCUUUUGAUGAUACGAGGUUACUUAAUUAAUCAUAGGGUAAUUAGAGAAAGAUUAGGGCUACCCAUUUGUAUGUUAUAUGCGCUAAUCAUGUUUAAUUUCUAAUAUUUAUCGUUAUUUAUGAUGUGAUAGAUGUGCCCAUCGGAUUAGGGUUAGAGAGUAUAGAUGGGUAAAAAGGUCAUAACGGGAAAAGUGAGUGUUUGUUUUAUUUUCCCCUUUUCCUUUUUCUUUUGUAGAUUGGAUUCUAUUGAAGGAAUAAUUCACAUCUA
Pyrus x bretschneideri (Chinese white pear) is the source of this 2040-nucleotide messenger RNA. Its product is annotated as myb family transcription factor EFM. Gene Ontology annotation, biological process: regulation of DNA-templated transcription. The transcript has 4 exons. Bases 310 to 1773 code for a protein of 487 amino acids. Lineage: Eukaryota; Viridiplantae; Streptophyta; Magnoliopsida; Rosales; Rosaceae. The record is from RefSeq and is a predicted model, not a curated record. Gene Ontology annotation, molecular function: DNA-binding transcription factor activity; DNA binding.